AUGCGCCGCCCUCCUUCUCCUUCUUCUCGAUGGCAGUCCGCGCGUGCUUGUCGACGGGUCGGCGGCGUGGUCGAGGGGAAGGUCGCCGGCGGCCGCAACUCUGCCGCCGUCGCUCCGCCGGCUCUGAUCGAGUACCGGGCGUUGAGGGCGGCGGCGCAAAGCGGGUCUGGCGCAUCCAUCGCCACGAGCCUCGCGGCCGCGGUCGUGGCACACCUGGUGGCGGCUCUCGAGGCGUCUCUAUACGGCGCUCGACGCCGUGUGAGUGCCCGCACAAGCAUCGUGCGCCAUCUCCGUGUCUCCGCCGCCGUCGCUCCGCCGGCUCUGAUCGAGUAUCGGGCGUUGAGGGCGGCGGCGCAAAGCGGGUCUGCUGUGGACGGGCACGUGGAACGUCAGUUCAUGUUCGAACGGCCUCCGGGAUUCAAACAAAAAUAG
Emiliania huxleyi CCMP1516 is the source of this 432-nucleotide messenger RNA. RefSeq lists its product as hypothetical. The coding region runs from base 1 to 432 and encodes 143 amino acids. The record is from RefSeq and is a predicted model, not a curated record. The transcript is spliced from 3 exons. Lineage: Eukaryota; Haptophyta; Isochrysidales; Noelaerhabdaceae.